AUGGCCAAACCCGACACCCUAUCCUACCCCCAGACCGACACCCGACUUUCCCCCCCGCCCGACACCCAACCCUACCCCAAAACCCGCCAAGCUAUCCUUCCCCCAGACCCGACAAACACACCUACCCCCAGACCCGACACUUACCCCUACCUUCAGAUCCGACACUCACCCAUACCCCCAGACCCGACACCCACCCCUACCCCCAGACCCGACACCCACCCCUACCCUCAGACCCGACACCCAGCCCGACACCCACCCCAGCCAGACAACAGACACGGCCCCCAGCCCUACCCCCAGCCCAACACAAGAAACCAGACACGGCCCCCAGCCCUACCCCCAGCCCGACAGCAGAUACCAGACACGAACCCCAGCCCUACCCCCAGCCAAACACCAGACACCAGACACGGCCCCCAGCCCUACCCCCAGCCCGACGGCAGACACCAGACACGGUCCACAGCCCUACCCCCAGCCCGACACCAUACACCAGACACGGCCCCACAGCCCUACCCCCAGCCAAACACCAGACACCAGACACGGCCCCCAGCCCUACCCCCAGCCAAACACCAGACACCAGACACGGCCCCCAGCCCUACCCCCAGCCAAACACCAGACACCAGACACGGCCCCCAGCCCUACCCCCAGCCCGACAUCAGCCAGACACCAGACACCAGACACGGCCCCUAUCCCUACCCCCAGCCAGACACCAGACACGGCCCCCAGCCCUACCCCCAGCCCGACACCAGACACGGCCCCCAGCCCGACACCAGACACCAGACACGGCCCCCAGCCCAACCCCCAGCAAGACACCAGACACGGCCCCCAGCCCUACCCCCAGCCCGACACCAGACACGGCCCCCACCCCUCCCCCCAGCCCGACACCAGACACCAGACACGGCCCCGAGCCCUACCCCCAGCCAGACACCAGACACGGCCCCCAGCCCUACCCCCAGCCCAACACCAGACACGGCCCCCAGCCCUACCCCCAGCCAGACACCAGACACGACACCCAGCCCAACACCAGCCCAACACCAGACCUAUCUUCCAACAGCAGUCAUCCACCCGACACCCGACUGGCGUCCAUGCUGUUAA
Haliotis rufescens (red abalone) is the source of this 1089-nucleotide messenger RNA. RefSeq names its product proline-rich protein HaeIII subfamily 1-like. Lineage: Eukaryota; Metazoa; Mollusca; Gastropoda; Lepetellida; Haliotidae. The record is from RefSeq and is a predicted model, not a curated record. The coding region runs from base 1 to 1089 and encodes 362 amino acids. The transcript is spliced from 2 exons.